Rotaria socialis is the source of this 768-nucleotide messenger RNA. Lineage: Eukaryota; Metazoa; Rotifera; Eurotatoria; Philodinida; Philodinidae. The record is from the annotation of a GenBank genome assembly.
AUGGCGAAUAAUAAAAUGAUAAUGAAUCUAGAUAAUGAUGAUGAUAAUUUCAAUUCAAAAAAAUCUUUUAAUAUUCAUGAAUAUUUAAAAGAACAUCCACUAUUAGCAGGAAUAAUUGUUAAAAAUGAAAUUCUAUUCGAAUGCCAUGGUGAAGCACCUUCACCAUCAAAAGAUUAUGGUCAAAUAGAAAUUAAUUUAGAUCAAAUUAUUAUUCGAUGGUGGAAAAUAACUCUUCGCAAUAUAGAAGGUUCAAUUUAUCCAGGUCAAAUUAAAGAUUCUUAUGAAGAUUUUCUUUACAACAAAAUAGCUCAUCAUGAAAUAAAUCGAAUAUUUGGAAAAAAAAUUGUUAACUAUUGUUUAAAUAUUGUUUCUGGUCAAAUUGAUUUAUUUAAAUAUUUACCAUUGAAUAUUCAAAUAAAAAUAUUUUCAUUUAUUAAUAUUGAUGAUAUUCCACAGAUAUCAUUAGUAUCAAAAUUAUUUCGUUUAAUAUCGCGUCAUAAUGAUCUUUGGAAAAUAUUUUAUAUACGUCAACAUGGGAAAAAAAUAUUGAAAAAUAAAUAUUUUAUUAAUUUAGUUCAAAUACGUGGUUGGCGUUAUCUCUUCUUUACUAAUAAAUUAAAGUUACAAAUGGAAUUACGUCGGCAGGCUUUAUUAGAUGUGUAUCAACAACAGCAACAUUCUUUGGAUUUGAUUAAUAAACAAGAACAUAGACAACAAUUUCUAUUCAAUUCAUCAUCAAUAUUAAAUCAAGACGAACAACGACAAUAA